Molecule: messenger RNA, 357 nt
Organism: Linum tenue
Lineage: Eukaryota; Viridiplantae; Streptophyta; Magnoliopsida; Malpighiales; Linaceae
Source: the annotation of a GenBank genome assembly
GGCCAGUCGAUGUUUAGAUGAUGCCUUUGCAACUCCUUCAGAGAAUCUUUCUGGUUUGAAUUCAUCUGCAUCGUUCCCCCAAAGCUGAGUAUCGUGAUGAAUGAGCAGUAUGGGCAGAGUUACAUCAACCCCUGCUGGCAGUGACAGGUUUCCGAUCUUUGUCUCUCUGAAGGAAACUAUGAUACAUUAUUCUUCUUUGCGAGGAAGGAGCAAGGCUUUUAAAUACCUGAACCCAGGAAUGUACAAGGUCUGCAUGGCUUCCAUAACCAGCAAAAUCAGUUCUUUCUGAAGCUGAAAGAUCUUCUUCCCUUGUUCAUAGCUGCUACCAAAUGCAGCCCUUGAGAUAGCAUCCAUGGU